CCUCCUCAAAUCAACCAACCAAAUUCGCAACAACGUGGGAUAUAAUCAAAACCUUGAUAACGUGGCACCACACUAUUGGAUCACACGUUUCUUAAUUAGCAUGUAACCCCUUCACACCUAAUCAAGCAGUUAAUAAAACUGACAAUAUUUGAAUUCCUAUUAAACUCCCCUCCAACACUAAAAUAAACAAAAAAUCAAACAGUUUUUCUUGUGAUUUUAGAGAGAGAAAGAGAGUAAGAUGGAGAGUGACGAGGAUGUAGAGAGAAGACAAGUGAACAACAACGAGAAUGAUGUAGCAAGGAUAUCACCGAUGUGGGAUGACUACGAUAAUGCUGAGUGGGGUUCAUGGUUAAUCCCCAUUUUUGUUGGGAUUAACGUUAUAAUGUUCCUAGUAACUAUGUUGGUUAACAACUGUCCUUCUCAUAACAACAACAACAACAACGUUAAUGGAAGAAGUUGUGUAGCGAGGUUUCUUGGAAGAGUUUCCUUUGAGCCACUUCAUUACAAUCCUCUCCUAGGGCCUGGCCCUCAUGCAUUGUUGAAAAUGGGAGCUAUAAAUUGGUCGGCGGUUGUGGAACACCAUCAAGGAUGGAGGCUCAUCACGUCCAUAUGGCUACACAGCGGCCUUAUUGACCUUCUUGUGAAUAUGUUUUGCCUCCUUUUCGUUGGCAUUCGCAUUGAAAACCUAUACGGAUUCUUACGGGUCGGAAUAAUCUACCUAUUAUCAGGAAUUGGAGGAAACAUAACUUCAUGCCUAUUCUACUCAAAGCACAUUUGUGUUGGUCCCUCUAGUGCUUUAUUAGGCCUUAUUGGAGCUAUGUUUUCAGAUCUCCUUACAAAUUGGACUCGUUACUCCAACAAGGCUUGUGCAGUGAUUACUCUAUUAUUUAUGUUCGCGAUCAACUUAAUUUUAACAAUUGUCCCUCACCCACACAAUGGUGGUCCAAUUGGUGGAUUCGCAGUAGGGUUUCUUCUUGGGUUCAUCUUGUUGGUUCGCCCUCGUGUUGGAUGGUUCCCUUCUAUUUAUAGCUCUAAGUCCAAGUACAAGCCUUACCAAUACAUAUUAGGGAUUGUGUCUCUUGUCUUGCUCAUCAUAGUGUACGUGAUAGGGCUGGUAAUGGUAUUUAAGAACUAA
This is a messenger RNA of Beta vulgaris subsp. vulgaris (sugar beet), 1135 nucleotides long. RefSeq names its product RHOMBOID-like protein 3. The transcript is spliced from 5 exons. The record is from RefSeq and is a predicted model, not a curated record. Bases 239 to 1135 code for a protein of 298 amino acids. Gene Ontology annotation, cellular component: membrane. Lineage: Eukaryota; Viridiplantae; Streptophyta; Magnoliopsida; Caryophyllales; Amaranthaceae. Gene Ontology annotation, biological process: proteolysis. Gene Ontology annotation, molecular function: serine-type endopeptidase activity.